AUGGCCGUCAGUUCGCGCGGUGUUGAGCUUGCCAUCUGGAUCGCCGUCUUCACCCUUCUCACCACUCUCAUCCUUGGUCUUCGAUUCUGGGCCAUUGCCAUUACCCGGCCUUACGAACUGGGAGUUCAGUACCAGCUCAUUGUCGCCAGUAGUGUGACCUGGCUAAUGGGCACUGUCUGUUGCAAACUCUCAAUUCUAUCCCGGUAUGCCUCGCUGUUUCCUUCGCGCGGCCUUACUCGGAUGCUCUGGACAGCCGCCGCCUGCGUCGUGGCCUACUUCAAAGGAUACUGUCGUUCCCUAUACAUCCAGGAGAUCUUGUCCAUAUCAAUCAACAUGAUUAUCGACACAGGCAUCGCGCUGCUCCCCAUUCCUGCACUGUGGAAGCUCAAGAUGGCCACUCGCAACAAGCUCACCAUCACCAUCAUGUUUGGUCUUGGGUUGAUCGUAGUUGCUGUCAUGGCUUUGCGCCUUCGCAUUACCCUGGAUCCAACGACCAACCUCGACUUUGUCUACGGACUGUAUCCUGUCGCUCUCGUGAGCUUCUUGGAGCUUUGGCUCAGUAUGAUAAUUGUUUGUUUACCUGUACUAGCCCCCCUGUAUCGUCGUUACAUUGAGCCCUAUUUGUAUUGCAUUCUUGGCUCCUCGGGGAAUGCAGAAGCACCCUUGGAAGCACCGCUGCGGGAAGGUCAACACACCUUUGGGAGUGAGCCGGUGCAUCGUCGUCCCAAACACAAUGAUGCAAUGAUGCUCGAUUGCUCUUUGGACGUCGACGAGGACGGCGAGUUGCGGUCUUUGGUGACAAAGCCUCCGGCUACGUCUCGAGUUGUCGAGCAUGCAUGA
This is a messenger RNA of Aspergillus brunneoviolaceus CBS 621.78, 840 nucleotides long. RefSeq lists its product as uncharacterized. The coding region runs from base 1 to 840 and encodes 279 amino acids. The record is from RefSeq and is a predicted model, not a curated record. Lineage: Eukaryota; Fungi; Ascomycota; Eurotiomycetes; Eurotiales; Aspergillaceae. The transcript has 4 exons.